UUUCGUCAAUGAAUUCUGUAACAUUAAAUAAAUGGUAAUGUUCAUAAUGUUCAGCCUUAUGGGUCAGUUAAUGAGCGCUUAUAGAACGUAAUAGGCCUCUUAACAAACGGAGCUGAAAAUCUCGCCUGUGUCUAAUAAAUGAGCCUCAUCCCCCAUCCUCCUGACCAAUAGAGAGAGAGAGAGAGAGAGAGAGAGAGAGAGAGAGAGAGAGAGAGAGAGAGAGAGAGAGAGAGAGAGAGAGUCUAAACUUAACUCAUCACAUCGGAAAAAAUGAAAACGCGGAGGGUCGCAAAGCAAACGCCGGAGAGGCCACAGAGAGUCUAAAACUCUCUGAUCUGAUUAAUUCAGGAAUAUCUCGAAGCAGCGUCUGUAGCUUUGUGUUGAACUGUUGUGCAGCGUUUAUCUAUUAUUGUAAUUCAGUGACAGUUUUUGUGCAAAAGCAUAACAAACAUUUAAAAAUUAAACAACAACGUUAUUUGGCCUGUGAGAGAAAUAAGUAACGCACAGAGGUACCUCCGAGUCUCUGCAACGAGAUCAGCGCGGGCAUCUCACCGGUUCCGGUAAAGGGGGGGCGAAUCCGUUCCGUUUCUCUUGAAUCCGCCUCUCUCUCUCUCCGUUAUCCGUUCGGUGAGGGUAUCUAACGCGCUUUAGAGACUGUUCUUCCGUCCUCGGACCCUUUAAGGCAAACAGGAGCGAGGACCAAUCACCGAGGCAUCACGGCGGCUCCGGAUAAGAGGAAGGUGUUUACAGGAGCUCGGGUGCUAAUUAGGCUGAACAGAAUCUCCGCCACAACUUGGCCAGGAACCGGUUCGUGUGCGUCCAUGGAGCGCGCGGAGAAGCAAAGCGCGUCCGCCGUCGCCAUGUGUGCAUUUUGUACAGAGUUUUGAAAAAUCUUUUCGCUUUCAAAAAUCGACACUCUGUAACUUAUUUAUUCCUGACAACUUUUUGGUGGAGUAUUUUCCCCUCCGAUUCAAGGACUUCACGUUAACAGUGAGUGGCGGAAAUAUUUUUCCCGGUUUUUAAGCACCAUGUUUCAGCCCACGCCGAAGAGAUGUUUCACUAUAGAGUCUUUGGUAGCGAAGGAUAAUAAUCCUCCUCCUCCUCUUCUACCGGCGUCCAGAUCCGAGGAGCCCACGCGACCCACGGCGGCGGCGGCGCUCAGCUACGCCGGUGCCAGCCACGUGAGCCCGUUUCUGAAUGGCUUUACCGGCGCGAGGGGCGUUUACUCCAGCGCGGACCUUGUAUUCGCCGAGGCCAUGUCGCACGCGCCCAACUCAGCCGUGCCCGUUCACCCGGUCGUUCCCGCUCCUGCUCAUCAUCCGCCACCACCUCCGCCACCGCCGCAUGCACUCGCCGCGCACCACGCGCUUACCUCCUCGCACGGGCCGCACGCGCUCUUUGCUAGCCAGCAAAGGGACCCCGCAACUUUUUACCCGUGGUUAAUACACAGAUACAGAUAUCUGGGGCACAGAUUUCAAGGAAACGAAACGAGUCCGGAGAGCUUCCUUUUGCACAACGCGCUCGCCAGGAAGCCCAAACGGAUUCGCACGGCGUUUUCUCCGUCGCAGCUGCUCCGGCUCGAGCACGCGUUUGAAAAAAACCACUACGUUGUGGGAGCAGAGCGGAAGCAGCUCGCGCACAGCCUCAGCCUCACAGAAACUCAGGUCAAAGUUUGGUUUCAAAACAGAAGAACAAAAUUUAAGCGUCAAAAACUGGAAGAGGAAGGCUCGGACUCGCAGCAGAAAAAGAAGGGCACGCAUCACGUGAACCGGUGGCGGCUCGCGACAAAACAGGCGAGUCCCGAGGAAAUAGACGUCACGUCGGACGAUUAAACAUAAACAACCCAAAUAAUUAACUAAACACAAGACUCGAGGUGUUUUUGAAGCCUGGAAAGCACGACGUGAAGUGUGACAUGGAUAAAGGACGCCGUAAAAGACAGAAAAAAAAAGAGAGAGAGAGAGAGAGAGAGCAAAGCCAAUUUCUCUUCUUCGGAUCUCGGCAGCUGGAGGGUGAGAAAUUCCUACCGCUGUCACCACGAGGAACUUGUCAAUACUGUAUUCCACGUUGCCAAGGCAACGUGAUUGACAGGUAGUACACGGCCACGCCCCCGCCCCACCUCAUUAUUAACUCACUCAAAAUCACAACUCCUAAUACGCAUAGGACAUUUGCACUUUUGAUAUUUUUUUUUUUUUUUUUUUUUUUUUGCUCAAACCAACCAAAAUAUUUUUUGGCAAAACUUGAAUUGCAUGAUAAAGAGCUAUUAUUUUUUUUCUGGGGGGCGGAGGUGAAUUUAAUUUAACCCUUCUUAACUUUAUUCGGAUUCUCUUUUUAAAUCUGGGAAAUGUCGUGUGUGUUUUCUUUUUUUUUCUUUUCUUAAAAAAAAAAAAAAAAAAAACACA
Messenger RNA from Tachysurus vachellii, 2399 nucleotides. RefSeq names its product empty spiracles homeobox 2 (gene emx2). Gene Ontology annotation, biological process: regulation of DNA-templated transcription; central nervous system development; brain development. The coding region runs from base 1029 to 1832 and encodes 267 amino acids. Gene Ontology annotation, molecular function: DNA binding; DNA-binding transcription factor activity, RNA polymerase II-specific. The transcript is spliced from 3 exons. NCBI's taxonomy places the organism in Eukaryota, Metazoa, Chordata, Actinopteri, Siluriformes, Bagridae. The record is from RefSeq and is a predicted model, not a curated record.